Messenger RNA from Purpureocillium lilacinum, 756 nucleotides. RefSeq lists its product as uncharacterized. Gene Ontology annotation, biological process: DNA alkylation repair; regulation of DNA-templated transcription. Lineage: Eukaryota; Fungi; Ascomycota; Sordariomycetes; Hypocreales; Ophiocordycipitaceae. The record is from RefSeq and is a predicted model, not a curated record. Gene Ontology annotation, cellular component: nucleus.
AUGCCGCCCAAACCAGCACCAACGCACUUUCUGUGCAUCCCCUUGGCGUCGCCACAGCUCGCACGCGCCUGGGCAUCCUUCCGCGCCGACGUCACCAGCCCAAACAGCUUCGCGCUGCCCGAGGACGCCGUGCGGCCGCUCGGCACGCUGCACCUGACGCUCGGCGUCAUGAGCCUGAAGCAGGACGGCGUGGACAAGGCGGCAGAGGUCCUGCGGUCGCUGCGUCCGCGCGAGCUUCUCGCCGAGCUUAGAGCGUCCAAGACGACGACGACAUCGCCGCUCGCGCUACCGCCCAACGCACAGCCUGCCCCGGCGGCUACAGCGGCGGCAGGCGAGGGCGGCGGCGGCGGAAGCAUCGCGGUCAGCCUCCGCGGCCUACAUGCCAUGCAAGCGCCGCACAAGACCUCGGUGCUGUACGCGCCGCCCACGGACGAGGAGGGUCUACUGUACCCGUUCUGCGAGAGGCUGCGGGCGCCGUUCCGCGAGGCCGGGCUGAUGGAGGACGAGGGCCGGCCGAUGCUGCUGCACGCGACAAUGGUGAAUACCAUCUACGUCAAGGGCGCGAGGGGCGGUGGGCGGAGGAGCAGAGAGCGCAUGAUGCUGGAUGCGCGCGACGUGCUGGCCCGGUACGACGACUUUGAGUGGGUGGAGGGUCUGCCUGUUACGCGCAUUGCGGUGUGCAGGAUGGGGGCGAAGAAGGUGGAGGGGAGCGACGACGAUGAGGCGUAUGAGGUGGAAGCUGAGGUGCAAGUAUAG